Chaetomium strumarium is the source of this 1980-nucleotide messenger RNA. Its product is annotated as pyruvate kinase-like protein. Gene Ontology annotation, molecular function: pyridoxal phosphate binding; iron-sulfur cluster binding; molybdenum ion binding. NCBI's taxonomy places the organism in Eukaryota, Fungi, Ascomycota, Sordariomycetes, Sordariales, Chaetomiaceae. The record is from RefSeq and is a predicted model, not a curated record. Bases 148 to 1890 code for a protein of 580 amino acids. The transcript has 2 exons.
AAUCUUACUCAUCUUGUUACCCCGCAACAGCUCGGUGAGUCGUGACCGGAGGCCGCGUGCAGCUCACUUACACGACAAAACUUGGAGUCACUUACUCAUCGCCAUAAAACUUAUUCACUUCCUCAGCAUCUAGUACUCCCGCCGACAAUGCCUCACCGGUUGCAAGAUGAGAUCCAUCCUGAGGUGGACUUGUACCGUCCAUUCACAAGUGAUACCAUCCUCGAGGUCCGCACUGGCAGGAUGAAACCCCUCAGCGGCCUCACCGUGCAGUCUGGCAUCGACAAAAUUAUUCGCGAUGGGCCGGUGCGUGUUACCGAAACGGGGCUCGAGGGCGAUGAGCAUGACCCUACCUUUCACGGGGGCGUCGAUAAGGCCAUCCAUGGAUACUGCUGCUCCCACUACCCGGCCUGGCGCACCGAGUUCCCCUCGGCAGCCGCCUCCUUCCGACCAGGAGCCUUCGGCGAGAACCUCGUCACCGCCCACCUCAACGAGCGCAACCUUUGCAUAGGCGAUAUCGUCUCGAUCAGCCGUCCGGCCUCUGACACAGACCGCGGAGAAGAUCACCGCGUCCUGCUCCAGGUCAGCCUCCCGCGCCAGCCGUGCUUCAAGCUCAACCACCGCUUCCAGCUCAAGAACUUUGCCCCCAACACCUGGAAGACCAGCCGCACGGGUUGGUACUUUCGCGUGCUGCGGCCCGGCACAAUCCAGGCCGGGGACACCAUCCGCCUUGUCGAGCGUCGCCACCCUGCCUGGACGAUCGAGCGCGUGCAGGAGUAUCUGCACCGGAACACGGGCGACGCGGCGAUGAACGAGGAGCUGGCGAGGAUCGAGGAGUUCGGGGCCGAGUGCAAGGAUGCGUUCCGAGCGCGUGUCGCGCGGCAUAAGGCGAAGGAGCGGAGGGAAAGACUGAAGCAGGAAGGGAAGGGUCAGAAGUGGAGGGAAUAUAAGGUGGUGGAGAAGACGAGGCAGACGGCGAGGAUCAUGUCGUUUGUUCUGGAAGCUGUUGGGCCCGUAGGUGGAGCGGGGAAGGAGGAGGACGGAGACGAGGGAGAGGAGGUCGAGCUCCGACCCGGUGCACAUGCCAAGGUCAGGCUUGGGAACGGCCUUGUGAGAGCAUACUCCAUUGUGGAUGGGGAUCGUAGCCGUUUCCAGCUUGGGGUGGCGCUAGACGAUAAGAGCCGUGGCGGGUCAAGGUAUCUGCACGAGAUGGUUCAAGUCGGGCACACACUGCAGGUGGGCGCCAUUACCGCCGCGGUACCCAUGGCUAGUGCCGCGAGUCACCACGUCUUCGUUGCCGGUGGGGUUGGCAUCACGGCAUUCCUGGCACUGAUCGAAGGGUACAAGAGUAUUCACUAUAGUGUUGAGCUGCACUAUGCAGUGCGCUCGGCGGAGGAUGUGCCAUUCCGGGAGCGCCUAACUAAGCUUGGCGACGACGUCGUCAUAAUCUACGACAGAGCCGCGGGACAGCGGCUUGAUAUCCGCCGCAUCGUGGGCAACAUUCCCUGGAACUCGCAACUGUACUUCUGUGGGCCGAAGCGGCUCAUGGACGAAGCUGCUAAGGAGACGCGGGCGCGCGGCAUCCCGGAAAAAGAGCUGCACUUUGAAGCAUUUGAGGCUGAUGUGUCAGGCGAUCCGUUUGAGGUCGUCGUAGCCAAUAAGGGCGACACCACCAUCAGGGUGGGCGAAGAAGAGACUCUGCUCGAGUGCCUGCAGAAACAGUUCGAUGAGGUUGAUUCGAGCUGCUGUGUUGGCAAUUGUGGUACCUGCCGGGUCACCCUCAAGGGUGGCCAGGUCGACCAUCGUGGAACAGCACUGACAGAAGAAGAGAAGGCCGCGUCCAUGCUGACAUGCGUUAGUCGUGGGAUCGGACGUAUCACUAUCGAGAUAUGAUGUGGGGCCCAACGUUUCUUGGGUUUAUCCCGCUGCGGCCCAGAUCUCUUCCGAAAGCCGCCCUUAACAGUCACCCCUUACGGCAUCUUU